Molecule: messenger RNA, 1644 nt
Organism: Pipistrellus nathusii (Nathusius's pipistrelle)
Lineage: Eukaryota; Metazoa; Chordata; Mammalia; Chiroptera; Vespertilionidae
Source: the annotation of a GenBank genome assembly
AUGUCCAGGCAGUCCACCAUCACUUUUCAGACCGGCAGCCGCAGGGGCUUCAGCACCACCUCAGCUUCUGGGCGCCCUCGCUUCAGCUCAGUCUCUCUGGCCCGCACCACAGCGGGCAGUGGAGGGCUGGGAAGAAUCAGCGGUCCGGGGACCAGCUUUGGAAGCCGCAGCCUCUACAACCUAGGGGGGACCAAGCGGGUCUCCAUCAGUGGGAGUGGCAACAACUUCAGAAGUGGCUUUGGUGGUAGGGCAAGCAGUGGGUUUGGGGUCAGCAGUGGCUUUGGCUAUGGGGGUGGGGUGGGCGGAGGUUAUGGGAGUUCUGGCUUCCCUGUCUGCCCCCCUGGAGGCAUCCAAGAAGUCACCGUCAACCACAGUCUCCUGACUCCCCUCAACCUGCACAUCGACCCCACCAUCCAGCGAGUGCGGAAAGAGGAGCGAGAGCAGAUCAAGACCCUCAACAACAAGUUCGCUUCCUUCAUCGACAAGGUGCGCUUCCUGGAGCAGCAGAACAAGGUCCUGGAGACCAAGUGGGCCCUCCUGCAAGAGCAGGGCACCAAGACGGUGAGGCAGAACCUGGAGCCCUUCUUUGAUGCCUACCUCAAUGACCUCCGCCGGCAGCUGGACAGCGUCACCAGUGAGAGGGGCAGGCUGGAUGCUGAGCUGAGGAACAUGCAAGACGUCGUAGAAGAUUUCAAAGUCAGGUAUGAGGACGAAAUUAACAAGCGCACUGCUGCUGAGAAUGAGUUUGUGGCCCUGAAGAAGGAUGUGGAUGCUGCCUACAUGAACAAGGUGGAGUUGGAGGCCAAGGUCAGCUGUCUGACUGACGAGAUCAACUUCUUACGGAUGCUCUAUGAGGAAGAGCUGUCCCAGAUGCAGACCCAGGUCAGCGACACCUCCGUGGUGCUGUCCAUGGACAACAACCGCAGCCUGGACCUGGACAGCAUCAUCGCUGAGGUCAAGGCCCAGUAUGAGGACAUCGCCAACCGCAGCCGGGCCGAGGCUGAGUCUUGGUACCAGACCAAGUAUGAGGAGCUGCAGAUCACAGCAGGCAGACACGGUGACGAUCUUCGAAACACCAAACAAGAGAUCUCUGAGAUGAACCGGAUGAUCCAGAGGCUGAGAACCGAGAUUGACAAUGUGAAGAAGCAGUGCGCCAGCCUGCAGACAGCCAUCGCUGACGCAGAACAGCGCGGAGAACUGGCCCUCAAGGAUGCACGAGCCAAGCUGGUGGACCUGGAGGAGGCCCUGCAAAAGGCCAAGCAGGACAUGGCCCGGCUGCUGCGCGAGUACCAGGAGCUCAUGAAUGUCAAGCUGGCCCUGGACGUGGAGAUCGCCACCUACCGCAAGCUGCUGGAGGGCGAGGAGUGCAGGCUGAGUGGAGAGGGUGUUUCUCCGGUUAACAUCUCUGUGGUCACCUCCACUGUUUCCAGUGGCUACGGCGGUGGCGGCAGCAUUGGAGGUGGAAGCCUGGGUCUCAGUGGGGGCAGUGGCUACUCCUUCACCACCAGUGGUGGACACAGCUUGGGCACGGGGCUGGGAGGUUCUGGCUUCAGUGCCAGUAGCAGCCGGGUCCUCGGGGGCAAUGGCUCCAGUGUCAAGUUUGUCUCCACCACGUCCUCCAGCCGAAAGAGCUAUAAACACUAA